UACGCUUUCUCCGGAUCGCGCGGAUCGUUUACCCGACCGUUGGUUGCAGCGUGCAGCGUGGUGUCCGGUGACGGCACGUUACGCCCCGAGAAUCGCGUACGAUCACAACGAGCAUCGCGAAGUGAGGCAAUUAAGUGUGAGAUACGCGAGUGUGUUUCUGGUGUCCCCGUCGUAUUAGCGGAAUUCAUUUAAUGAGAAGUUGCGGAAAUUCCGGAAGUCACACGAGCGUAUUUCGAUGGAAAAUUCAGUAAAGUGUGCACUCUGCCAUCACCACCCGGCGCAAAAGCAGGUGGCACGUGUUUCGGGAGUUGGUGAAUUGGUGUUUAUCGUGCGUUUACUUUGAGUGCAUCCGGUGGAAGUUACCUUGGCUUGGCAAAAAGUUAUCAAAAUGUUGCCCCAAAGUUAGUCAAAUUCCCCACUUAAACGCAACCACCCGGAAAGUGUAACUGAUUUGCCCGAAUCGCACCCGUAGGAGGAAAGGUUACCAAGGAAAUCAGCCAAGGAGUGCGAGUUGUGAGACAGUUCGCAGGCAGCAACCUUUGUCAGUGUUCUGCGACAGAAAGUGGCCACAACUUUUUUUGGGGUGAAUCAGCAGCAGCAGCAGUAGACGAAAGUCCUUCCCAGAAAGUUGCAAUCCUACCCCAAAAACGUGACGAAAGCUGACAGAAGACGACGGAUGGAUCGGCGUCGGUCGGAUUAUUAAUUAACUGCCCGGGUCCGAGAGUUUCGGUCGGCGCAUCCGAAGGAUUACUGAUUACUAGAGUGACAACCACCCACUGUAUCCCGGGGUCCGAACCCUCUUCUGCCCGCCACAAUAUCCCGCACGAUCACACAGAAGGAGGGAAACAGGAAAAGCGAUAAUGCACGAAACGGAUCUCGUGGCGUACCACAGUGGCAGCAACUACACACUCAACCAGACGGACGUUCGGAUAGUGCUCGAGGAUGAGAACCUGUACAAGGUGCCAAUCGGGCUGCUGGUGCUGCUGUCGCUGUUCUACGGCACCAUCAGCCUGCUGGCCGUCAUCGGGAACUCGCUGGUCAUCUGGAUCGUCCUGACCACCAAGCAGAUGCAGACGAUAACGAACAUGUUCAUCGCCAAUCUUGCGCUGGCCGACGUCACCAUCGGUGUGUUCGCCAUUCCCUUCCAGUUCCAGGCGGCGCUGCUGCAACGCUGGAACCUGCCCGAGUUCAUGUGUCCGUUCUGUCCGUUCGUUCAGCUGAUCAGCGUCAACGUGUCCGUCUUCACGCUGACGGCCAUCGCUGUGGAUCGGCAUCGGGCCAUCAUCAAUCCGCUGCGGGCGAGAACAUCAAAAAACAUUUCCAAAUUCGUCAUCUCCGCCAUCUGGCUACUGUCGUUCGCGUUGGCCGCACCGAUCCUGUUUGCGCUGCGCGUUCGUCCCGUUUACAACAUCGUGCUGGGUGGUAUGAACGAAACGUACACCAACGUCACGGUACCGUUCUGUAAGGUCGUCAACUUCGAGCACGCCGAAAUCCAGGUGUACCGGUACGUGCUGGUGCUGGUACAGUACUUCAUUCCAUUGUUCGUCAUCAGCUUCGUUUACAUACAGAUGGCGUUCCGGCUGUGGGGCUCCAAGACGCCCGGCAAUGCACAGGAUUCGCGUGAUAUUACCAUGCUGAAGAACAAGAAGAAGGUCAUCAAAAUGCUGAUCAUCGUCGUGGCCCUGUUCGGUGUGUGCUGGUUUCCGCUGCAGCUCUACAACAUUCUGCAUGUUACGGUACCCGAAAUUAAUGAAUAUCGCUUCAUCAACAUUAUCUGGUUCGUGUGUGACUGGCUGGCGAUGAGCAACAGCUGCUACAACCCGUUUAUCUACGGUAUUUACAAUGAAAAGUUUAAGCGCGAGUUCCGCAAACGUUACCCUUUCAAACGGGGCCAAAGCUUCGCCCACCAGCACGAGUCGGACAAAACGUCCUCGAUAUUUACGCGCGUGAGCUCGAUCCGGUCGAGCUACGCCACCUCGUCCAUCCGGAACAAGCUGAGCACCGGUCGGUACGCGGCCCCGAAGCAACUGCCACUGGCGUUCAAGUUUCCCCCGGCCACGGCCCUUCACUACCAGCACCAGCACGGACCAGGGCAGCUACUGCAUGAGCUCGGUCCCGGUCGGCCAGCUCGAAGGAACGAAAGCUACCCCUCGAAAGGGGCCAGCAGUGAUGGUGGCAUUGGGGGUGGCAGUGCUGGUGGUCUGCUGGCAGCAACCAACUUUUCUCACGAACGAGCACAACCGGAUCUGGAUGCGAACCAUCAUUGUCCGGUGAAUGAUCUCGCUGGCUCCACCAACGCACAACAACGUCAGCAGCAGCAGCAGCAACAGCUGAGGAUGGCCUCCAGCACAACGACGGAUGAGGAGGACGAGUACCGGCUACGGCCGUACGCUCAACCACUCGGUGAGCAAGCGAUCCGGGAGCAAAUUCCGCUCCGUUCGAACGGAAGCGAACUGAAGCGACGGUCCGGCCCGCGGAACCAUGGCCCGCCACCAUUCAAACAUCCGCAUCCGGACAGCGGAGGCGAGAGUGUCGACGAUGAAGGUUCGAGAGACGAUCGAUCGGCGAAGCGGCAAGCAUCUCCGGUAGCACCACCGUCCGCCGAUCCGCGCGCUCACCUUUACUGCAACAGCCUCGAGGACCUGAGCAGCCAGUACUGAACGCGCCCCCUUUCGCCGCACUCCUGUGACCCCUUUUUCCACAAAUUCUCCCUCGUCGGUGCCGGAAGCUGAGAUGUGAAGACGGUCUCGGGAGGGGAAAACUCGCUUUCAGCCACUGGUGGGUGGAAGCGGUGAGCUUUGUACCAA
This is a messenger RNA of Anopheles aquasalis, 2807 nucleotides long. Its product is annotated as neuromedin-K receptor-like. Lineage: Eukaryota; Metazoa; Arthropoda; Insecta; Diptera; Culicidae. The record is from RefSeq and is a predicted model, not a curated record. Gene Ontology annotation, molecular function: neuropeptide Y receptor activity. Gene Ontology annotation, cellular component: plasma membrane. Gene Ontology annotation, biological process: G protein-coupled receptor signaling pathway.